AUGUGGUGUUGAUCUCUGUUUAAACAACCCAAAUUUACUAAGAUAUCACACUCCGAUUCGAUUCUAAGCGACUGUUUGCUGUUUGCUUAAGGAAAACAAGUCUGAGAUCUUCCAUUGAUUUGGCUAUAUAUAAGCCGGCUUCGCCCAGAAAGAAGCACAUCUGUCAUAGCAGUCUGAAACAUUGUUAAAGAUGCGAUUCCAGCUAACUAUCUUCCUCGCCGUCGCGGCUUUCGUUUCGACUGCCUGGGCAGCGUCUGGUCCUGCCGCAACUCCGCCCGCUGAUCCUGCUACUCCACCGGCCACUGAUCCUGCCACUCCUCCGGCUACUGAUCCUGCCACACCUCCGGCCACUGAUCCCGCCACGCCCACUACUCCAACUACUCCCACUACUCCCUCGGCAUCCGAUAGCAGCACCACCGCACCCACCACCGUGGCUCCCACCACCAAGAAACCAAGUGAGAAGAAGAAGACCGUUGUCCACUACAAGAAGAAGACCCACAAGCCGAUCAGACGCCGCACGAUCCGCCACUCACAUGAAGGCAAGAGGAAGAACCGAUCCCGCCGGGAUUGA
Molecule: messenger RNA, 571 nt
Organism: Drosophila mauritiana
Lineage: Eukaryota; Metazoa; Arthropoda; Insecta; Diptera; Drosophilidae
Product: platelet glycoprotein Ib alpha chain-like
Exons: 1
Coding region: 191-571 (126 amino acids)
Source: RefSeq, a predicted model, not a curated record